AUGUUUCUUGCAAAGGCUUUGUUGGAAGGGGCUGAUCGAGGUCUUGGAGAAGCUCUCGGAGGCCUUCUUGGAGGAGGAGGUCAGAGAGCAGGAGGAGGAAGAGGAGGAAAUAUAGGAGGGAUAGUUGGAGGAAUUGUGAAUUUUAUCAGUGAGGCCGCAGCAGCUCAGUAUACUCCAGAACCGCCUCCCACUCAGCAGCAUUUCACCAACGUGGAGGCCAACGAAAGUGAGGAAGUUAAGCGGUUUCGGCGACAAUUUGUGCAACUGGCUGGACCGGACAUGGAGGUGGGUGCCACUGACCUGAUGAAUAUUCUCAACAAAGUUAUUGCUAAGCACACAGAUCUGAAGACCGAUGGCUUCAGUCUGGACACAUGCCGGAGCAUUGUAUCUGCCAUGGACAGUGACACGACUGGGAAGCUGGGCUUUGAAGAAUUCAAGUAUCUGUGGAACAACAUCAGGAAGUGGCAAUGUGUGUAUAAGCAAUAUGACAGCAACCAUUCUGGGUCUCUGGAAAGCUCUCAGCUGCGAGGGGCUAUACAGGCAGCAGGCUUCCAGCUGAAUGAACAACUCUACCAAAUGAUUAUCCGCCGGUAUGCCGAUGAAGAUGGGAGUAUGGAUUUUAACAACUUCAUCAGCUGCCUCGUUCGCCUGGAUGCCAUGUUUCGUGCCUUCAAAUCUCUGGAUCGAGAUGCUGAUGGCCUCAUUCAGGUGUCUAUCCAAGAAUGGCUGCAGCUGACCAUGUAUUCCUGA
This is a messenger RNA of Orycteropus afer afer, 750 nucleotides long. RefSeq names its product calpain small subunit 2 (gene CAPNS2). The record is from RefSeq and is a predicted model, not a curated record. Lineage: Eukaryota; Metazoa; Chordata; Mammalia; Tubulidentata; Orycteropodidae. Gene Ontology annotation, molecular function: calcium ion binding. The transcript has a single exon. Bases 1 to 750 code for a protein of 249 amino acids.